Molecule: messenger RNA, 957 nt
Organism: Fusarium pseudograminearum CS3096
Lineage: Eukaryota; Fungi; Ascomycota; Sordariomycetes; Hypocreales; Nectriaceae
Exons: 1
Coding region: 1-957 (318 amino acids)
Molecular function (GO): arylformamidase activity
Source: RefSeq, a predicted model, not a curated record
AUGACGUCCCUCCUAUGGUCAUCGAUUCCAUGGGUUGACUCCAGUGCUGGCUGGCACAAACAUCAAGCUCCAUACACAGCAAACGCAACCUACCUGCACACUUUGGACGUUUGGGUACCCAAAGCCACAGGUAGUCACUCUCUUCCGGCACCUGACUUCGUUUCUCGUGAUCCAGGGAUUUGGGUCAUCUAUAUCCAUGGUGGUGCUUGGCGUGACCCUCUGGUUGACUCCUCGUCCUUUGAAGCAACGGCCCUCAAACUCUUGAGUGACAAAGAAGCUCAUAUCUCGGGAAUUGCUUCAAUAAACUACCCGCUAUCAAGCCACCCCAAUCACCCUACCCAUCCUGCACCACCUCGCGAUUCUUCACAACCUGUGGAUAUUGCCCGUACGGCCAAACACCCGGAUCAUAUCAUUGCUGUACUCGCUGCUAUUGCAUAUCUCCAGAAUGAACUUGGUGUCGCUCACGAUUACGUCCUGUCAGGUCAUAGCUGCGGCGCGACAUUGACGUUCCAGACAGUAAUGAAUCCUGAUCGAUGGGGGGUAGCACCCAAAGUGAAGAAGCCCAAGGUUAUCGCCCCUCUGAAUGGGUUAUAUGACUUGGCCACUUUCAUCAACAACCCACCAGAGUCCCACGAGAAGCUCCAGCCUCUUUACGUCGAGUUUACGAAAAAUGCGUUUGGAGAUGAUGAGACUGUUUGGAGGGAUAUCUGCCCAACUAUCGUUUCAGACUGGUCGGAAGAGUGGCCUGAAGGAAAGGCUGUCGUCUUUGCCCAGAGCAAAAAUGAUAGCCUUGUCCCGUAUUCUCAGACAGAGCUUAUGAAGGAGCAUUUGAGAAAGAACUCCAAACUUGAGGUCAUCGAGAUGGUGGCUAGUGGCGACCAUAAUGAUCUUUGGAAACAUGCAGAUGAAAUCGUCGUGAUUAUAAAGCGGGCUGUCGCGUAUAGUACCGAAGUGUGA